AGGAAAAACUGAGAGACAGUAAAGGGUUGAGGAGUUGGAAAGGGAUUAUUGUAUGGCAGGGAGAAUUCAGUUCCUAUCUUAAUGCGAAUCUAUCUAGUUCUCCCUUGGGUGACCAAAACACAGCUUGUCCUUUGAAACAUAUGAUUUUUGAAGUGCAGCAAUCCAACCUCACAAUGGGUUUAUUUGGGGAAUACAAAUAUUUCAUAAAUGUCUGCAAAAAAAAUGCAGAUAUCUGCGAAAACAUUGUACACAGAUGCAAUAUUUAUUGGGGGGGGGGAUGCAUUGCAAAAAAUGUGAGACUUAUUAGGAAUUGCUGUUGUUUGCCACUGUUUAUGGUGUGAAUGUAAUUUGUAUUUCUCCUUAAUCGUGGUGCUUUUGUAACCCACCCUGGGACUUUCUGCUGAAGGAUGUGCUAUCAAAUAAAUAAGCAAAUAAAUAAAUAAAUAAAUGCUGGAGUUUCGUUUGUUACCAUGAGCCCUUUCUGGGGAAUGGAAAGUGAAACAAAGAAUGCUUCGUAUAUAAGAAGCAACAAGUCCAGAUGCUGGAAGCUCAGCAAGAUGGAUCAACAGCUGCCGACAGGAAGAGGUCCAUUAGUCAGAGGCAACAACCAUAGGUGGCAACUCGAACCAGAUGUGUUUUGGCGGAAUUACACCCCUAUAGGACGACCCGAGCGUACUCAUCUCUUGUAUGAAAUCCGCUGGGGACAAAGUCACAGGUACUGGAGAAACUGGUGUACAAGCAACAGCACCCACCAUGCUGAAAUCAACUUUUUGGAAAAUGCCUGCGAGGAGAUAGACCGUCGGACAACCACCCCAUGCACUGUCACUUGGUUUCUAACAUGGAGUCCUUGUGGUAAAUGUAGUGGCCGUAUAAAGCAGUUCUUGCAGGAACACCCACAUGUGACCCUGGAGAUACGUGCUGCAAAAUUAUUCAAUCAUAAUUACUGGUGCAAUCAGAAAGGCCUCAGGGACUUGGCUAAUUUUGGAGUCCGGAUAUACAUCAUGCAGCUGGCUGAUUAUUUAUAUUGUUGGAGAACAUUUGUGGCUCACCAAAGGAAUGAAGAAUACUUUUCGCUACUGUGGCGUUUCUUGCCUUCAAUAAUGUUUUAUUCCCAACAACUGGACUCCAUCCUCAGGCCUUUCUGAGUUAUCCCAGGUGCUGUGGACCAUCACCUUCUGCUGUCAUCAGAGGAUCUGUGAUCUCCUUAAGAGCAGAAAGUUCUGAUGAUUCUUUUGCCAAGCCUUAAAUAUCUGUUUAUUUCAUGGGUAAACUAGAUGCGAUAGCAAACACAUUUAUAAAGACACUGACCAACGACGGGCCCAGGAUAGCACCCCACUUGUCACAUUUUUCCAGGAUGACAAGGAAGCAUUAAUGAGCAGUCUUUGGGUUCGGCCAGCCAACCAGCUACAAAUCCACCUAACAGUUACCUCGUUCAACCCACGUUUUACAAGCUGCCUCGCAAGAAUAUCCUGAGUGAUUUUGUCAAAAGCCUUACUGAAAUCAAGAUACACUAUGUCCACAGCAUUCUCCUGAUCCACCAUGCUUGUAACUCUGUCAGAAAAAAGAUAUGAGCGUCGUCUGGCAUGACUUGUUUUUGAGAAACCCAUGCCGGGUCUUAGUAAUCACUCAAUCCUUUUCUAAGUGCUCACAGACUGACUGUUGAAUUCUCUUUUCUAGGACAUUUUCUGGUAUCGAUGUCAAGCUCAAAUUUGUGGAAGACAAGGCUUUAUUGGCUACUAGGCAAUGUGUCCUUGUUCUACCUCCUCAGUCAGAGGCAAUAUGCCUCUGAAUUGCAGUUGCUAGGAAUCACCAGUGGGGAGUGCCCUGUUGCUCUCAUGUUCUGCUUGCCUGAGUCCCAUCUGGUUGGCCACUGUGAGAACAGGAUGCCGGACUGGAUCGGCCUUUGGCCUGAUCCAGCACAGCUCUUCUAAUGUGCUCGUGAAGGUAACCUCUGAAAAUCACUGUUAGGCACAAUUAACUUCCCUUUCAAGGGUAAUAGCAACUGCAGGGUGUGGAAUGGGUUCUUCAGAUCACAGCAGGGCAGUAGGAUAAAACCUCUCCUACUUGCUUUGCCUCCAGUAGUCCCAAUUAAAAUUGCCCCCAGGCCUGCUAUUAAUUUUAAAAUGGACAUUGAUACGAUUUAAAAUAAUGUGUUUAGCAUCUCGUCUGUCCACUUGUGUCUUCAAAUGGUUGUUAUGCUUUUUAAUAAGUUAGGAAUUAUUUUUAUGAUGUAUGCACUUAAGUCCGGAUU
Podarcis raffonei (Aeolian wall lizard) is the source of this 2251-nucleotide messenger RNA. It is a transcript of the gene APOBEC1, whose product is annotated as apolipoprotein B mRNA editing enzyme catalytic subunit 1. Gene Ontology annotation, cellular component: cytoplasm; nucleus. The transcript has 5 exons. Bases 471 to 1145 code for a protein of 224 amino acids. Lineage: Eukaryota; Metazoa; Chordata; Lepidosauria; Squamata; Lacertidae. The record is from RefSeq and is a predicted model, not a curated record. Gene Ontology annotation, biological process: cytidine to uridine editing. Gene Ontology annotation, molecular function: zinc ion binding; cytidine deaminase activity; RNA binding.